CCCUACCUGCAAUCCCACAUCAACGGCACCCUCCGCGUAACAACCACCGACAACCGCUUCUUCAUCGGCGAGCUGAAGUGCACCGACCGGGACCGGAACCUAAUCCUGCACAUGACGAACGAGUUUCGCACACCCACUGCGCCCACAACCACUUCCGCCUCCCCUUCCACCGUCAGCGGCAGCAGCAGCAGCACGGCGGAACUAAAGAGCCGGUACAUCGGCCUGGUGGUGAUACCUGGACAUGUCAUUGUCAAGAUUGAGCGCGAA
Messenger RNA from Tricharina praecox, 267 nucleotides. RefSeq lists its product as uncharacterized. Gene Ontology annotation, cellular component: NatC complex. The transcript is spliced from 2 exons. The annotation marks the transcript as partial. NCBI's taxonomy places the organism in Eukaryota, Fungi, Ascomycota, Pezizomycetes, Pezizales, Pyronemataceae. The record is from RefSeq and is a predicted model, not a curated record.